AUGUCUAACGUGAACCCGACAGGACGAAGUAGCUGUACAUUCCGCCUACUCCCGGAACAAGCUAUCACCAAUGGGAUCAACAAGGCCAAGGCGAGACGUGCCUUGCCCGACGUUGGUCUGUGCAUAUGCGUCUUUGACCUCGCGGGGGUAGGGCAGGGCAAGGUGCGGCACGGAGAUGGAUGGAUGUGGUUCGGUGAGUACGACUACCAACUCUGCGUCUUCCAUCCCUUUGGAUCCGAGGCCAUCCUCGUCAAGGUCGACUCCUCGGAUGAGGUUGGGGCCCGACCUACGUCUCCUCGGCCUUUCAUUGUCGGAUUCCUUGACGGCAUCUACGUCCCCCUGGUCUACAUGCUGGACCCCUGCGCCUUCGACCCAAAAGAGCGAACACAUUUCUGGCUGCUGGGAUCAGAAACAGCCUCGUCUCACGAGCUCCUCGACUCGGCCUUGAAGGGCCGGAUGCACAUCGACGCUGGCGAUGUCCUCCGGUUGCGCGUCGAGGCAGAAGAGUUCCAUGACGAUCAGCCUGGACCGCCGAAGGCCCACGAGGGUGAAGUUCAACAGGCUCGUGAGGUGCGCCGUUCCCCGUGUACCAUCACCUGCCCGAUGUCAGAACAGCGACUUGGCCCGUGGAGGAGCUCUGGCGUCGAAACAACUGACGAUGGCUGA
Molecule: messenger RNA, 666 nt
Organism: Epithele typhae
Lineage: Eukaryota; Fungi; Basidiomycota; Agaricomycetes; Polyporales; Epitheliaceae
Product: polymerase III polypeptide H
Exons: 6
Coding region: 1-666 (221 amino acids)
Biological process (GO): DNA-templated transcription; transcription initiation at RNA polymerase III promoter
Cellular component (GO): RNA polymerase III complex
Source: RefSeq, a predicted model, not a curated record